UCUCGGACCGAUUUCGGAUGGGAAGGAGAAAGAAGGAAGAGAUUUUAAUCAUCACUGUCUCUUUAAAGCCACUUAUCAAAGCUUUGCAUAUUCCGAAAAAGAAACCGACGUCUGAGCCGUCGCAGAGCCGACACUGACGGUGUUCAGGAAUGGAAUUUUAAAAACUUGCACGGCCUUUGGAUUUAGCAGUUGAUUUUUUCCCUCGCUGGCUGUUAUAGAUGGGGUUUGAUCGCACAGUGGAGGAUUGUACGCUGAAAAGAGACAAGGAUAAAUUUGGAAAUAUCGCGUUCAGGUAGUGGACCGACUUGGGAGAAGCCUGUACUUGCUUCGGAUCGGUGUCGUUAGCUAAUGGUUUCAUGGUGGAACUUGGCAACAUGACAUGUUUGUCGGUCGAAACUUGCAGAUACUGGGUUUAAAUAUUCACCGACGGAUUUAUCCAGCUUCUUUCUGACAAGCACACGUUGACAACACAGAUAUUUUCCAGAUACCUUUUUUGACAGCAGGUCAUGGAUAGGGUGGUGAAAAAGACGGGCCAGCGACAUGAUUUCUCCGCUUUAUCUGCAGAAUGCGGAUAUUAAUGUUAUAAUACACAAAUGCAAGAAAGUUGCAAAGCAUGUGGAAUGCUUAAAUUGUCAUUUAAGAGCCGUUUUGCACCUGUUAUAAUAAACAAACGCGUCGAUGUUGAUGUGCUGGAUGUCUUAAAAUACGGGUUUGGAUUAUACGCCUCAGCCUGCAUGGAACAGUUAAGCAUUUGUUUGUCUAUUAUAUAUGGAAGCGUUAUACCCAAGGUCAUCUUGUAGCUUAUUCACACAUUAUUUAUACGCGUUUGUCCCCCUCUUUGUAAAGGUUGAAUUCAACUGAACGGGCAUUUCGGGAAUUCGAUCUGUUGACGUGACCAAGUGUGUGUGUGUGUAUGUGUGUGUGUGUUUUCUUUUGGUCACUGCAACGAUUCUAAAAUGGAUGUGAAAUUGAAGCAGAGUCGCAGAUCCCGCUCACAGCGGGAGAGGGUAAGGAGACGGGAGACUAGUGGCAGGGAUGCCCGCAACCACAGCCCCUCGUCCUGCUCGGACCGUGAGGAAAGUCCUGGCAGGGACCGUGCCACCCAAAAUGGUAAAAAAGCUCCUCUAUCGACAUCCUCUGCUAGAGCCUCUCGUCCACCUCGUCGAAAGAGACGAGAAUCAAGCUCACAAGAAGAGGAUAUUAUUGAUGGAUUUGCUAUAGCCAGUUUCGUCAGUUUGGACCGUCUCGAGAAGAAGAACGGGACUCUGAAGGAGAGGAAGGAACGAUGGGAGAAGUGCGUGUCCAAGAGACAAAGGGGGACCUCGGAGAACGGCCUGACCUCUGACCCUGCGGAGAAGGGCUUCAGCGACCUGGCAACCAGUAUGGAGAGAGACCAGGAGCGGGUGAAAGAGCGACUGCUGAAGAAGACGUACUCGAAGAAAAACAAACGGUUUAAGUCGGUGCUGGGACCAGCAGGAAGGAACACAGAUGAGCAUGGUGUACCAGAGCUCCAUCAGCCUCACAGAAGCAGCUCCAAAGACCGGCUCAGUGAGAGCUCAGCCCACUCCCUGUCUGGACGCGGCUACUCGUGUGACAGUGAAAGUGACAUUGAUGACAAGGUGUCCGAUGUGGGGUCAGAGAAGCUGUUCUCUCCGUCUAUGCUGAAAGGUGUGAGCUCGAAUGAGAAUCGCGAGACCAAGACCUGCAGUGCAGCGCAAGUCUCGGGAUUACAGCGAAGCCAGGAGCAGAAUCACGACGUGUGCUUUGCCCCGCCCCUUUCCAGCCCCACCCCUGCCUCUCCACCAACCGGCUCCCCCGCUCCUGCUGCAGCCGCCGCCCCUCUUCCACGGCUGCGACGUUCUCCAUCUCCUCCUCCUCCUCUGACCAUCAAGAAGGAGACCGUGCCUCCCAUCCCAACCCCGCCUCUCCUCAGGAGCCAACCGCAUCAGCAGGAUCAUCGGGUCCUGCCUCCUCAGCACCACGCCCGAUCUCUGAUUGGUCACCAAGUGCACCAUCCCCUUCAGUACAGCAGCCUUCAGGACAUAAGCGGCAGCAGCGCCAGUCUUGCAGCCAAACACCACCUCCCCCCGACCCCCCAUCUCAGUGGUCUCCCUUCAUCGACUCCUCCACUCCCACUCUCUACCUCUCACUACUCCCUCCGCGCCGCUCCUCACCGCCACCCGGCCAUGUUCGCUGCCCCUGCCACCCUACCGCCACCUCCCACCCUGCCCACCAACAGCCUGGUGGUGCCCGGGCAUCCAGCUGGCAACCCUUACCCAGAGCAUGACGUGCUGAGACAGGAGCUGAACAGCCGUUUCUUGGUUCAGAGCGCGGAGCGAGGCCGAGGGCCUUCCUCCUCUUCCUCCUCUUCCUCCUCGUCGUCUCCGCUGGGCCCCGUGUCGCUCCUGAGGGCCGAAUUUCACCAACACCAGCACAUGCACCAGCACCAACACACGCACCAGCACACCUUCACGCCCUUCCCCACCGGCUUGCCCCCCGCCGCCAUCAUUGCUCCGCCCACUGCACCUCCCAUGGUGCGUACCCCAGGCAGAAAUUUUGACAAAUACGCCCCAAAACUGGACAAUCCAUUCUUGAGACACUCAAACUUUUUCCCCUCCUAUCCUCCCACCAUGCCUGGGAUGCCCCCUCUUCUCCCUCAUUCAGGACCAUUCAGUUCUCUACAGGGAGCCUUCCAACCAAAGGCCUCAAAUCCCAUUGAUGUAGCAGCACGGCCAGGGGCAGUGCCUCACACACUCCUGCAUAAGGACCCACGGGUAACGGAUCCCUUCAGGACGGCCGUGAGAAAACCUGGAAAAUGGUGUGCGGUGCAUGUCCAGAUCGCCUGGCAAAUCUACCAUCAUCAACAGAAGAUGAAGCAGAUGCAGUUGGACCCUCACAAACUGGACAUGAAUGGCAAACUUGACCUCUUCAGCCGCCCCCCUGGCCCAGGGGUGUUUCCAGGCUUCCCCUACCCCCACGACCUGGCACGACCUCUGUUCCCCUCCACAGGCUCCGCCCACCCAGUAGGAUCACCUUACGGCCCCUCCCCUCACCACAGUGGCUUCCUGUCAGCCAGUCAUUUGGCAGAUCCGUUCAGUCGCUCCAGUACCUUUGGCGGCCUCGGAAACCUUUCAGCCAGUGCCUUCGGAGGAUUAGGCAACCCUUCGCUCGGCUCCAACAGUGUGUUUGGACCCAAAGAGAUACCUGGUCAACCCGGUUUCAGCAGCCCCCAUCAAGACACUUGGAACAGAUUACACCGCACUCCGCCCUCAUUCCCCACCCCACCACAAUGGCCCAAAUCCACUGAGGUGGAGCGCAGCAGCUCUGCGAACAGCCACGAUCGUGAUCGUGAUCGGGAUCGAGAGAGGGAGAGAGAACGAGAAAAAGAACGUGAGAGAGAGAAACGGGACUCAUCUGUCGGAAAGGAAGAGAAGGAUAAAGACAGGGAUUUCCAGGACCGAAACCGUCACUCAAACAGAUCAUCCCCAGCCUCAGCGCCAGUCAGUUACCAAAUCAGCAGUCUGAUCCGCACCAACAGUCAAAACUCCAACAGCGACUCUGGUCGACACCGCAGCGGCAGUGCGGACCGGCCGCGGGAAACUGAAAAGGAACUUCUGGAACGCCAACGGGAGGCAGCGCUAUCAGGUGACAUGAAGGUGAAGGAGAGUCGAUCACCUGGAAAGGAGGUACAGGAACGACGCUCUUCGGAGGACUCCUGCAAGCCCAUCCACCGAUCCCCAUCUCCAUACUCCAAAAGCAGCAUCAUCGACUCAGGCCUCAAGAUGGGUAUUCCCCCACCUCCACCAAUCAAAGACAACGACAGGAAAGAUUCGCCCAAUGGCGAUACGGCACUAAAAAUGAAGCACGACAUGAAAAUCAAAGAGGAACGCAAGGAGGAUCAAGAGGUGAUGGUCGUUGGGUCUGAGCCUGGCCCUCAGCCACAGGUCCCCGCCCCCAUCCCCCCUCCUCCUGUCCCAGCCUCAGGACAACACAACCCCCUGCCCACCCAGCAGCCUCCGCCACCUUCCCCGCGCUGCAGCGAGCUGCCAGCCCCCGGCCCGCUGCACGGCGUACAUAUGGCGCAUUCCCUGCCGCUCUCCAUGUCGGCCAUGCACCAAAUGAGCAGCCUGAAUGCCCUCGAACGCGCCCGUAUGGCGCCCUUCAUGGGUGUCAGCCCGCUAGCUGCUGCUGCCGCUGCUGGGCGUGAACGCCUCCCCCACCCUGCCUUCUCCUGGGAUCCUCUGCGGGACGCGUACCGUAACUUGGACCUACAGCGACGGAUGGACUUCCAGCUCCGAGCCGAGCAGAGCCAGCGGUUCCCUGGGGUCUAUGAGCCAGACCGCGGCUACCGGGACCGUGAGCCGCACGACUACGCCCAUCACGAGCACAUGCUGGAGGUCCGACGGGAGCAAGAACGGCUGAGGCAGCAGGCGGAGGAGCGGGAACGCCUCCACCUUCGGGAGGAGCUGGAUCGGGCGAGGCUGCACCAGCUGCACCAAUCGCCCAUGGAGGGUCACCUUCCACACAUGCCCCCGUUUAUGUCCCACCUGGGCGGGAUGCCAUACCCCCGCCUUAGCCCCUCCACAGCACACAACGGCCUCCUCAACAGAACGCCUCCAACCGCUGCUCUAAGCGCACCUCCACCCCUCGUGCCCUCAGGGGUAACCAGACCCAGCUCUCCACGAAGGACUACUCCACUAACCACGCAAGACCCCCGGGAUUACUCACCUUCCCGCAACCCGAAAGAAGUGGAAGCCCGAUAACAGACUGACAAACAAAAAACUGGUUAAGACUUUCUAUAGACAACAUGCACUUAUUUUCCCCAAGAGAGUAAAGCAACUGUUAAAGAGAAAGUUCAAAACUGUAUAGCUGUACAAAGAUUUGUACGUUUGACAAAGCACAUGCCAUGCUAUUGUUUUAUAUGGACCUGGUGAGACAGGAGGAACGUUGGUUAAAGAAAAAACUAAUUUGAAAUGCUCGUUACCGACAAGAAAUUUGAUAUUAAUAUAUUAAUAAUCGGAUACCUGUUAAUUUUCCAUGUGAAAAGUGAGAUUAAUGAAAUGAGUUUGUACAUUUCCUAUCCUCUUUCAUGUAUAGAUAUUAUUUUUAUGAAUUUGCAUUUUGUUGCAUUUGUCAUGUUUUCCCUGAUAUUUAUUCCAGUUCACUGCAAGACAUGUUAUUUAUGUCUAAGGUAUUAAACCGGAUUCAUUUUGCUGUCUUGACAGUUAAUUAGCCCUGCGGUACCUGGAAAUUUUCAGAGCUGACAAUGUAAAAAAAAUAUAUAUAUAUGGUAAAGGUUCUCUCUGCUUGUUUUUGCC
Chanos chanos (milkfish) is the source of this 5318-nucleotide messenger RNA. RefSeq names its product fibrosin-like 1 (gene fbrsl1). Bases 957 to 4763 code for a protein of 1268 amino acids. The record is from RefSeq and is a predicted model, not a curated record. NCBI's taxonomy places the organism in Eukaryota, Metazoa, Chordata, Actinopteri, Gonorynchiformes, Chanidae. The transcript has 19 exons.